Andrographis paniculata is the source of this 1632-nucleotide messenger RNA. Its product is annotated as malate dehydrogenase [NADP], chloroplastic. Lineage: Eukaryota; Viridiplantae; Streptophyta; Magnoliopsida; Lamiales; Acanthaceae. The record is from RefSeq and is a predicted model, not a curated record. Gene Ontology annotation, biological process: tricarboxylic acid cycle; malate metabolic process; oxaloacetate metabolic process. Bases 101 to 1429 code for a protein of 442 amino acids. Gene Ontology annotation, molecular function: L-malate dehydrogenase (NAD+) activity; L-malate dehydrogenase (NADP+) activity. The transcript has 14 exons.
CCUUUCCCAUUUUCCCAAACUCCAACUGUCGCCUCUGAGUUCCGCCAUUGUUCAACCGAUCACUUCCACGCUGCUGCUGCUGCUGACGCCCCAUUUUCCCAUGGCUUCUGUGGCGGAAUUGAAUUUCGGCGCCUGUUCUUCCUCCAGAAAAGCCACCAGCAACUAUUCCUCUCAGUUCUCCUAUGUUUCAACUCGUCUGUCUCAUCACCGCCGCGUUCGCCUCAGGCCGCUUCCGGUGCCCCGGAGUUCAUCAAUUCAGUGCUCUGUAACUUCAGAUCAAGUUCAAGCUCCGGUAGCUGUGAAUACAGAAGAUCCCAAAAAACCAGAGUGUUACGGAGUGUUCUGUCUCACCUACGAUCUCAAAGCUGACGAGGAGACAAAAUCCUGGAAGAAAUUGAUUAAUAUUGCUGUUUCUGGUGCCGCCGGGAUGAUAGCCAAUCAUCUUCUCUUUAAACUUGCUUCUGGAGAGGUUUUCGGGCCUGAACAACCUAUUGCUUUAAAAUUAUUAGGAUCCCAGCGAUCCUUUCAAGCACUAGAAGGAGUUGCAAUGGAACUUGAGGACUCCUUGUAUCCACUUUUACGAGAAGUGAGCAUCGGAAUUGAUCCAUACGAAGUUUUUCAAGAUGCAGAUUGGGCACUCCUUAUUGGAGCCAAGCCCCGUGGCCCUGGAAUGGAACGAGCAGGCUUACUGGACAUAAAUGGGUCGAUUUUUGCUGACCAGGGAAAAGCCCUCAAUGCUGUUGCAUCCCGUAAUGUAAAAGUUAUUGUCGUGGGCAACCCCUGCAACACCAAUGCAUUGAUCUGCUUGAAAAAUGCUCCCAACAUUCCAGCGAAAAAUUUUCAUGCUCUGACUAGAUUAGACGAAAAUAGAGCAAAAUGUCAGCUUGCCCUUAAGGCCGGCGUCUUUUAUGACAAAGUAUCAAAUGUGACAAUUUGGGGGAACCACUCGACAACUCAGGUUCCGGACUUCUUAAAUGCCAAGAUCGAUGGCGUACCCGUCAAACAUGUUAUUAAAGACAAUAAAUGGUUGGAAGAAGAGUUCACAGAAAUGGUCCAGAAGAGAGGCGGUGUUCUAAUUCAGAAAUGGGGAAGAUCCUCAGCUGCAUCAACUGCUGUCUCCAUUGUUGAUGCAAUAAGGUCUCUCGUUACUCCUACUCGCGAAGGAGAUUGGUUUUCAUCUGGGGUGUAUACUACGGGAAAUCCCUAUGGUAUUGCAGAUGACAUUGUUUUUAGUAUGCCAUGCCGAUCUAAUGGAGAUGGUGAUUAUGAACUUGUCAAAGAUGUCAUAUUUGAUGAUUAUCUUUGGAAUCGCAUAAAAAAGACAGAAGCCGAGCUGCUGGCCGAGAAGAGAUGUGUAGCUCAUCUUACUGGAGAGGGCAUUGCUGUCUGUGAUCUGCCUGGCGACACAAUGCUUCCCGGAGAAAUGUGAGCGGCGAGACCCCAGUUUGGACAGUCCCGGUGAGUCUGUAAAUCGAUUAUCAUCUCUAGCAGUACUAUAAUAAGGGCAAUUGGAGCCUAGUUUAAUGCAUUUUUUAGAAAAAAAACUCUGUUUCAAGUUAUGUAAGUCUAUAUCACUGCUACUCUUGACCUUUUAGUUCUUUAUAGUGUAAAACUUUGCGCUUUUGUGCAAAA